This is a messenger RNA of Prorocentrum cordatum, 657 nucleotides long. NCBI's taxonomy places the organism in Eukaryota, Dinophyceae, Prorocentrales, Prorocentraceae. The record is from the annotation of a GenBank genome assembly.
GGCUCGAGCGGGGGCCCCGCCCAGCGGCGCGGGCGUCGCGCGCCCGCGCGGCUGGAGGCAUGGCUGAGCCCCGGCUCGGCGCCGGCGCGCCGUCGACGGCCGCCUCUGGCGCGGACAUCGACGCCCUGUAUCGGCAGGUGGUGGACUGCGAGAGCGACAUGCUGCGGGCCGCGAUCCAGAAGCUGCGUUUGGAGUACGAGGCUGCUUCCUCAGAGCUCGACCUGCGGGAGCAGGAACUGAUCGUAUGGGAGCAGAAGCUCCACCAGACGCAGGAGGAUUGCCUGCGCCUCCAGAAGGAGGCCCAGGCCCAGUACCAGCGCCGGGGCAAGACCAGCAACCCGGCCAGGGCCGCGCGGCGCGCCGAGCCCUCGCUUGGGCAGAUCGCCGAGGGGGACGAGGACGGGUCUCCCGACGAGGAGGGCGGCGAGCAGGCCACCCUCGAGGCCGUGCGGGCGCUCCUGCAGCAGGUCGGCGGAGAGCUGGAGUCCCUGCAGGGGCACUGGCGCGGCCUUGCAGCCGCUGCGCCGCGGGCUCGGCCAGACGCCGGGCCGCGUGCACCAGGGCCCGCGGUUCUGGGCGGCCCGCUGCCGGCCAGGCCCCCCGGCGCCGCUGGCGGCCCAGCGGCCUGUGCGCCGCCCGUGGCGGCGGGCCCGCCGC